AUGUCUCCCACGUCCCUCGUAUUCAUCGAUCUGCGAGCCGUGGUGGUCGGGAUGCUGUCACGCCGGGCACGAUACGAGCGUAGCGCAAGCGUUGAGGCGGGAGAGCAGGCGAACGCAAAAAAAGGCGGUGGGCGUCGAAAGAGAGGUGGUAAGAAAGCACAAUGCGCCACCGAGGAACGGCGCAAGCUCCCAGAUGGCUUCACCGCGGACAUUCUAGGUGAGAAUGACGACGGUACGGAAACGUCCGCCGAUCUGAACGGCUAUGCGGUCGAUAAUGUGGCGCACGGUGAACAGGCUGUGUUUGGUGUGGCGAAUGAUGAUGGUUCAUAUCACGACGAGACGUAUGGCGAGAAGGUGGUUGGUGAAGCGGACAAAGGCAAAGCGGACGGAGGCGAAGCGGACGAAGGGGAAGCGGAUGAAGGGGAAGCGGACGAAGGGGAAGCGGACGACGACGAAGCGGACGAAGGCGAAUCGGACGAAGGCGAAGCGGACGAAGGCGAAUCGGACGAAGGCGAAGCAGGCGAAAGCGAAGCGGACGAAGGCGACGCGGACGAAGGCGAAGCGGACGAAGGCGAAGCGGACGAAGGCGAAGCGGACAAAGGCGAAGCGGACGAAGGCGAAGCGGACGAAGGCGAGGAGGGGGAAGGCGAGGAUGGGGAAGGUGAAGGGGCGGAAGGCGGAGAGGCGGAAGGCGUAGGAGCUGUUGGCGAGGAGGCGGAAGGCGAAGGGGCGGAAGGUGGGGAGUGGGAUGGCGAAGAGGGGGAAGGCGAAGAGGGGGAAGGCGAAGAGGGGGAAGGCGAGGAGGGGGAAGGCGAAGAGGGGGAAGGCGAGGAGGGGGAAGGCGAAGAGGGGGAAGGCGAGGAGGGGGAAGGCGAAGAGGGGGAAAGCGUAGGGGCUGUAGAUGGGGCUGGAGAGGAGGCGAAAGGCGAAGAGGGGGAAGGCGAAGAGGGGGAAGGCGAAGAGGGGGAAAGGCGAAGAGGGGGAAAGCGUAGGGGCUUGGGAGCAGCAGCAGCUUCUGUGGGUAUGACUGUUGCGAGGGUGGGAGGAGCAGCGUCAGCGGGAGGGAGGGUGGGAGCAGCAGCAGCAUCAACUGGGAUGAGGGUGGGAGCAGCACCAGCGUCAACGAGAGGGAGGGUGGGAGCAGCAGCAGCAUCAACUGGGGUGAGGGUGGGAGGAGCAGCAGCGGCAUCGACUGGAGGGAGGGUGGGAGCAGCAGCAGCAUCGACUGGAGGGAGGGUGGGAGGAGCAGCGGCAUCGACUGGAGGGAGGGUGGGAGCAGCAGCGGCAUCGAAUGGAGGGAGGGUGGGAGGAGCAGCGGCAUCGACUGGAGGGAGGGUGGGAGGAGCAGCGGCAUCGACUGGAGGGAGGGUGGGAGGAGCAGCGGCAUCGACUGGAGGGAGGGUGGGAGCAGCAGCGGCAUCGACUGGAGGGAGGGUGGGAGGAGCGGCGGCAUCGACUGGAGGGAGGGUGGGAGGAGCGGCGGCAUCGACUGGAGGGAGGGUGGGAGGAGCAGCGGCAUCGUCUGGAGGGAGGGUGGGAGGAGCAGCGGCAUCGACUGGAGGGAGGGUGGGAGGAGCAGCGGCAUCGACUAGAGGGAGGGUCGGAGGAGCAGCGGCAUCUACUGGAGGGAGGGUGGGAGCAGCAGCAGCAUCUACUGGAGUUUUCAGGCCCAGGGAUACCACUACUGUAAGGACGCCGCCUCCAGGGCCCACGGCUUUGGCUGCCGUAUCAACCAGGGUGGCGCAGACGCAGUGGGUAUCACGAGCGGAGUUUGCGGUGCUUAGGAAGGAGAUGCUCCAACAGUUUGAGAGCCUCAGGGCUCAAGGAGUCGCGGUUCCUGCUCAAGGACUUGCGUCGCAGGGCAGCGACGCAACAACAGGCGUUCCUCGCCCUCCAAGUCAGAGUGCAGGACAAAUCGCUCUGGAAAUGGUGAUCGUCGAUGCUGGAGACUGGAAGUGCUCUCCCUUCCUGCCUUCUCCUAACCCUUGCUCUCUCCCCCCCUCCUCUGUCACAUGCUCUCUCCCCCCCUCCUCUGUCACAUGCUCUCUCCCCCCCCUCCUUUGUCACAUGCUCUCUCCCCCCCUCCUCUGUCACAUGCUCUCUCCCCCCCUCCUCUGUCACAUGCUCUCUCCCCCCCUCCUCCGUCACAUGCUCUCUCCCCCCAUUCUCUGUCACAUGCUCUCUCCCCCCCUCCUCUGUCACAUGCUCUCUCCCCUCCUCUGUGACAUGCUCUCUCCCUUCCUUCUGUCACAUGCUCUGUCCCCUCCUCUGUCACAUGCUCUGUCCCCUCCUCUGUCACAUGCUCUGUCCCCUCCUCUGUCACAUGCUCUGUCCCCUCCUCUGUCACAUGCUCUGUCCCCUCCUCUGUCACAUUCUGUCCCCUCCUUUGUCACAUUCUAUCCCCUCCUCUGUCACAUUCUGACCCCUCCUCUGUCACAUGCUCUGUCCCCUCCUCUGUCACAUGCUCUGUCCCCUCCUCUGUCACAUGCUCUGUCCCCUCCUGCUCUGACCACUCCCGUGCUCUCCCCUCCUGCUCUGUCCCAUCCCGCGCUUUUACCUCCUGAUCUGUCCUUCCCUUGCUCUCCCCUCCUGCUCUGUCCCCUCCCUUGCUCUCCCCUCAUGCUCUGUCUCCUCCCAUGCUCUCCCCUCCUGCGCUGUCCCUUCCCAUGCUCUCACCUCCUCUAUCACAUGCUCUGUCCCCUUCUCUGUCCCCUCGUCUGUCACAUGCUCUGGCAGAUGAGCGGGGGCUGA
This is a messenger RNA of Closterium sp. NIES-65, 2751 nucleotides long. The record is from the annotation of a GenBank genome assembly. Lineage: Eukaryota; Viridiplantae; Streptophyta; Zygnematophyceae; Desmidiales; Closteriaceae.